Messenger RNA from Drosophila mojavensis, 3013 nucleotides. Its product is annotated as mucin-2-like. The record is from RefSeq and is a predicted model, not a curated record. Gene Ontology annotation, cellular component: extracellular region. NCBI's taxonomy places the organism in Eukaryota, Metazoa, Arthropoda, Insecta, Diptera, Drosophilidae. The transcript is spliced from 2 exons. Bases 67 to 2889 code for a protein of 940 amino acids. Gene Ontology annotation, molecular function: chitin binding.
GGAGUCGAAAGCGGUAAAGUAAACCACUUCAACUAGUUGUCCUUUCGAGCAAGACCAGAGACUCCGAUGAAAUUUUUAAAUGUUGUCCUUGUUGGGCUGGUGACUGUUGUCGCAGUCUCCUUGCAGCCUACCAUUGCUGACAAAAAGCAGUUGCGACCCAGCUGUAACAACGUUGCAGAUGGCUACCAUUUAGCGGAUCCCACCAGAUGUGCCGGAUAUUAUAUCUGCACCCGUGGUCGACCAGUACAUCACAGCUGUCACUUAGGACAGUCGUUCGACGAGGAUAGCAAGUCGUGCAAAACAUCCAGCCAGGUCAAUUGUUUCAAUUUUAGAGGUUUGGCCCUUCGUAUUCAUCUAGGCGCAGACGCUGGUGCGCCUGACUCCGAGCAACCGUGCUCAACAACAACUCCAUGUGUGACUACAACCCCUCCAUGUGAGACAACAACCCCUCCAUGUGUGACAACAACUCCGCCAUGUGAGACAACAACCCCUCCAUGUGUGACAACAACUCCGCCAUGUGAGACAACAACCCCUCCAUGUGAGACAACAACGCCUCCAUGUGAGUCAACAACUCCUCCUUGUGAGACAACAACUCCGCCAUGUGAGACAACUACUCCUCCAUGCGAGACUACAACUCCUCCAUGUCUGACCACUACUCCUCCAUGUGAGACAACAACUCCUCCAUGUGUGACUACAACCGCUCCAUGUGAGACAACAACCCCUCCAUGUGUGACAACUACUCCUCCAUGUGAGACAACUACUCCUCCAUGUGAGACAACUACUCCUCCAUGCGAGACAACCACACCUCCAUGUGAGACAACAACCCCACCAUGCGAGACAACAACCCCUCCAUGCGAGACAACAACGCCUCCAUGUGAGACAACAACCCCACCAUGUGAGACAACAACCCCUCCAUGUGAGACAACAACUCCGCCAUGUGUGACCACUACUCCUCCAUGUGAGACAACAACUCCUCCAUGUCUGACCACUACUCCUCCAUGUGAGACAACAACUCCGCCAUGUGUGACCACUACUCCUCCAUGUGAGACAACUACUCCUCCAUGUGUGACUACAACCGCUCCAUGUGAGACAACAACCCCUCCAUGUGUGACAACAACUCCGCCAUGUGAGACAACUACUCCUCCAUGUGAGACAACUACUCCUCCAUGUGAGACAACUACUCCUCCAUGUGAGACAACAACUCCGCCAUGUGAGACAACUACUCCUCCAUGCGAGACAACCACAUCUCCAUGUGAGACAACAACCCCACCAUGUGAGACAACAACCCCUCCAUGUGUGACAACUACUCCUCCAUGCGAGACAACAACGCCUCCAUGUGAGACAACAACCCCACCAUGUGAGACAACAACCCCUCCAUGUGAGACAACAACUCCGCCAUGUGUGACCACUACUCCUCCAUGUGAGACAACAACUCCUCCAUGUCUGACCACUACUCCUCCAUGUGAGACAACAACCCCUCCAUGUGUGACAACAACUCCGCCAUGUGAGACAACUACUCCUCCAUGUGUGACUACAACCGCUCCAUGUGAGACAACAACCCCUCCAUGUGUGACAACAACUCCGCCAUGUGAGACAACUACUCCUCCAUGUGAGACAACUACUCCUCCAUGCGAGACAACCACACCUCCAUGUGAGACAACAACCCCACCAUGUGAGACAACAACCCCUCCAUGUGAGACAACAACUCCUCCAUGUGAGACAACAACGCCUCCAUGUGUGACCACAACCCCUCCAUGUGAGACAACAAUCCCUCCAUGUGAGACAACAACCCCUCCAUGUGUGACAACUACUCCUCCAUGUGAGACAACUACUCCUCCAUGCGAGACAACAACAACUCCAUGUGUGACGACAACCCCUCCAUGUGAGACAACAACUCCGCCAUGUGUGACCACUACUCCUCCAUGUGAGACAACUACUCCUCCAUGUGUGACUACAACCCCUCCAUGUGAGACAACAACGCCACCAUGUGUGACCACUACUCCUCCAUGUGAAACAACAACUCCUCCAUGUGUGACCACAGCCCCUCCAUGUGAGACAACAACUCCUCCAUGUGUGACUACAACCCCACCAUGUGAGACUACAACUCCUCCAUGUGUGACAACAACUCCUCCAUGUGUGACAACAACCCCUCCAUGUGAAACAACAACUCCUCCAUGUGUGACAACAACCCCCCCAUGUGAGACAACAACUCCUCCAUGUGUGACUACAACCCCUCCAUGUGAGACUACAACCCCUCCAUGUGAGACUACAACCCCUCCAUGUGUGACAACAACCCCUCCAUGUGAAACAACAACUCCUCCAUGUGAGACUACAACCCCUCCAUGUGAAACAACAACUCCUCCAUGUGUGACAACAACCCCUCCAUGUGAAACAACAACUCCUCCAUGUGUGACAACAACCCCUCCAUGUGUGACUACAACUCCUCCAUGUGAGACAACAACACCUCCAUGUGUGACAACAACCCCUCCAUGUGUGACUACAACCCCUGAAACAACAACUCCUCCAUGUGUGACAACAACUCUUCCAUGUGUGACAACAACCCCUCCAUGUGAGACAACAACACCUCCAUGUGAGACAACAACUCCUCCAUGUGAGACAACAACCCCUCCAUGUGAGACAACCACUCCUCCAUGUGUGACAACAACCCCUCCAUGUGAAACAACAACUCCUCCAUGUGAGACAACAACUCCUCCAUGUGUGACUACAACUCCUCCAUGUCUGACAACAACUCCUCCAUGUGAAACAACAACUCCUCCUUGUGUGACCACUACUCCUCCAUGUGAGACAACAACCCCUCCAUGUGAGACAACAACACCUCCAUGUGUGACUACAACCCCCCAUGUGAAACAACAACUCCUCCAUGUGUGACCACUACUCCUCCAUGUGAGACAACAACUCCUCCAUGUGAGACAACAACUCCUCCAUGUGAGACAACAACUCCUCCAUGUGAGACAACAACUCCUCCAUGUGUGACUACAACCCCUCCAUGUGA